Carassius gibelio (silver crucian carp) is the source of this 597-nucleotide messenger RNA. RefSeq lists its product as uncharacterized. Bases 1 to 597 code for a protein of 198 amino acids. The transcript has 2 exons. The record is from RefSeq and is a predicted model, not a curated record. Lineage: Eukaryota; Metazoa; Chordata; Actinopteri; Cypriniformes; Cyprinidae. Gene Ontology annotation, molecular function: GTP binding.
AUGUCACAAUUGGAGAAUGCAAAGGUGAUGCAAUCUGGUGGAGGAGACAAGAUCACUUUGGUGCUGCUGGGAAAAAACAGCAACGAUAAGUCUAUGAUAGGGAAUACCAUAUUAAAUGCAAACUGUUUCAUAGGUAGUAACAACAUAUGUACAAGAGCUGAAGAAAGAGUAGAUGAUCAGAUGGUCUGUAUCAUAAACACUCCAGACCUAUUCCACCAAAAUAGAGAAACAGAGGAGAAUAUAGAGGAGAUAAAAACCCUAUAUCCAGGGCCACGCAUGUUUCUUCUGGUUCUGCAGAACAAACAGCUCUCACAGGAAGAGAUGUCAAUGUUCAACCAACUGAAAGCGGAAUUUGGAGAGAAAAUGGUGGAAAAUACUGUCGUAGUGCUAGUUAACAAUCAGGAGAAUACAUCUGAAGAACCAUAUGACCACGCAGAUGAGAAUCUCAAAAAACUACUAGAUGAGUGUGGACGGAGAAUGUGUGUUCACGACAACAAAAAUGCUAACAAGCUGACCAAUCUAGUUGUGAAAGAAUGGAAGAAAAUACAUGAAAAGCAGGUUAAAGAAUCAAGCAACUCCGCACUUGCCGAGAGGUAA